This is a messenger RNA of Plasmodium vivax (malaria parasite P. vivax), 3612 nucleotides long. RefSeq lists its product as hypothetical. Gene Ontology annotation, biological process: magnesium ion homeostasis. Bases 1 to 3612 code for a protein of 1203 amino acids. Lineage: Eukaryota; Apicomplexa; Aconoidasida; Haemosporida; Plasmodiidae. The transcript is spliced from 5 exons. The record is from RefSeq and is a predicted model, not a curated record.
AUGCAGUUAUGGCUGCUUAUAACCGGUAUCGUCGUCUGUGGGAUUCUGAGUGCCCUGUUCUCAGGCCUCUCCCUCGGAAUAAUGAUGCUGGAUACGCUGCAGCUGAACCUGCUGAUCCUGGUGUCCGAAAAAGACAAGAAGGAGCUGAACAACGCCAAGAACGCGAGGAAGAUCCUCCCGCUGCGCAACAACACCAAUGAGAUCCUCGUGACCUUCAUCACGGCCAACGUCAUGGUGAACUCCGCCUUCAGUUUGCUACUCAGCGAGCUCACCGAUGGAGUCACUUCGUUUAUCAUUUCGACGCUGAUCAUUACCAUUUUCGGGGAGAUAAUACCGCAGUCCAUUUGCUCCAAGCACGGGUUGGCCAUCGGCGGCUUCUUCGCGCCCCUCAUUCACUGCCUCAAGUUUUGCCUCUUCAUCUUCGCCAAGCCGACGAGCCUCAUCCUGGACCACUUCGUGGGUACGUCAGCAGUAGGGGAGGGGAAGAGAAAAAACGGGAGGACGAACGUGCUGAACACGUACAACAAGAAGCAGCUGAAGGCGCUGGUGGACGUGCACAAGAGCGCGGCGGACAUCCUGCACGAGGACGAGGCGAAGAUCGUCGUGAGCGCCCUGGAGAUGUCCCAAUACAAGGUGAUGCACAUCAUGACUGACAUCGAUUACGUCUUCGGGAUAGACUACAACAGCUUUAUUAAUUAUGAAACGAUCAAACGGAUUCUAAAAAGUGGGUUCUCUAGAAUACCCGUGUUGAACAGAUGUAACUCAGAAUGUGUAGUCGGACUCAUCCACAUAAAGGACCUCAUUAACAUCUGGUUUGGCAUAAACAAAAUUAUUUUUGAUAAUAAUUCGCUGGUGCAAUGUAGGAAGAGGAGAGAUACCAGCAAGCAUAGGUAUUUCAAGAAGAGGUCCAGAACGGGUAUCUUUCAUUUAAUAAAAAUGAAAUCGGAGAAGAUUAGAAUUGCCAAUAAGAUAUAUGCCUACGAUGGGGCGAGGAUUCUUGGCCGUUGCUCUGCUUCGAAUAGGGGUGAUGAUGCACCUCGUCGUGCCAGUCAGUCCACCACCACGUGUAGUAAGCGAAGGAGGAAGAUCCCAGUGAAUGCACACCCCUCUGGUCAGAAGCCGAACGGAUACGACACCGAUACGGCAGAUGAUGAAAACGACUGGGAUAGCACCCUGGGGAAAGAAAACGGAGCGGAGGGGGCGGACGACGCCGCCAACAGGGGAGACCCCUCCGCCAAUGGGGAGGAAGACGACCCCCAGGACGGAGUGGAAGUCGUCGACCUGAAGGGCGGCGCGGAGGGGCACCUGAGCACCGACAGCGAAGUGGAGCCCGCCCAGGAGGCCUCCAACCCGGAUGAGGUGAAGAUAAACAUCGACGAGCGCCCCCACCGGAGGGGGACCAAGCAGGAGAACAGGACGAAGCAGGAUAACACGGCAAAGCAGGCCAAACCGGCCAAACAGACGAACGCGAGGGGAGACCAAGUCGGAGGCUGCGCCUCAAAUUCGGACCGGGAAAAGAAAAAGAAGAAGAAGGUGCAGAUCCACGUGGAGGGCGAGGAGCCGCGCGCCGGAUGCGGCGGCUACUACGAUGGGGAAGGCGGCGGACGGGGGGGAAGCGACAAACGGGGUGGAUUGGACGAAAUCGUCAGUCCAUCAAAGCUGCGAGAGCGAAAGAAGAAGAAAGUUAAAAAGACCUACAAGAACCCCUACGAACACAAAAACAGGAAUGUAAAUUUCGUGGAGUUCCUGUCCGACCAAAUGAUGCUGAAUGGGGAGGACGAGCAGGAGUCCUCUUCCCCCGACGAGGUCGUAUUCACCGACAUUCAAAAGAGAAUAAAAUACUAUAGCAGAAUGAACAAGGGAGGGGGGGGAGAUGCCAACGGAGUGGCUGCGAAAGCGCUACAGGGGAAGCCCCGCCCGGAGAAGGGCAAGCCGGCGAAGUGGGAGAAGAGCGGGCAGAGCGGCCCCGGCACAAAGGGAGCUACCCCCCCGAGCGGCAGCCCAAGCGAUGGAGGCGACCGGGGAAACGCCGCUCACGCCGGGGGAAAUGCCGCUCACACCCGGGGAAACGCCGCUCACACCCGGGGAAGCACCACUCACACCCGGGGAAGCACCACUCACACCCGGGGCAGCGCCGCGCACAGCAGCAUCAGCGACAUCGCCUCGAACCACGGGCGAAACAGAUACAUCUCGCAAAGCAUCAUGAUCAAAGAAAACCUUAACAAAGAAAAAAACAUGCAGCACAUCUUCCUAGACAUAAAAAAUUACAUUCGCAUUGCCAGAAAUAAAGACAUUGAAAUCCCAGUGAAGUACAUUCUGAAGCACAUCGGGAGGUACAUAUACGGGGUGGAUUACAACGAAAGCAUUUUGUCUCUGCUGAGCUUCUUCAAAAGUGCCAACAAUCACAUCGUGGUAGUGAGAAAAGUUAUUUACGAUGAGCAUGCCGAUCCCAAGUACGCCCACAUUGGCAUCAUCACCCUGGAGGACGUCAUUGAAAUCCUGCUGCAGGAGGAAAUAACGGACGAGUUUGACUUCCGCAGUGUUAAGAAGGGCACCGACAUUCCUUCCAACUUCGUCUGGAAGAACUCGGACGAGUCCAUCGGCAGGGCGAAGCAGCAGGGCGAGCCGCUCCGAGGUGAGCCACCGCAAGGUGAGCCGUCCCAAGGUGAACCAUCCCAAGAUAUACCCCCCCAAGGAGAGCCGUCCAAAGGAGAGCCGUCCAAAGGAGAGCCCCUUCCAAACCAGUCACCCUCGCCGCAUUCGUCACACUCGUCAUAUUCGCCACCUUCGCCGGCAACCCCGCCCCAGCGCGCGAGGCCCGCCAGGAAGCAGACGCUCAUGCCGAGCUGCAAACGGGAAGUCAUCAGCUUCCUAAAGGAAAGCGUCUACUUCAAGUACAUCGACACGCAGCUAAUCAGCAAGUGCAUCCAGCGGAAGAAAAUAAAAACGGCGCAGAAAAAUGAGUACAUACUGAAGGAAAACACCUUUUUAAAUUACGCAAUCAUCCUGAUGAAGGGGCACGUGAAAAAUAUAAAAAACGGAAGUACCAACGUACUCGCCCAUAGGUGCAUCAUUGCGCUGGAGGCACUCGGCCCAUGCAACAUCAUCGAACUGUUUAACAGUACCAUCGAGAAGAGAAUAAACGUACUCAAAAAUUAUGAAGAAGAAAAAAAAAAAAAAAAAAAAAAAAAAUCCCUAUUCUUUAAAAGGAAAAGUUCGGACGACAAGAAAGAUUCGCUGCGUCCCAAGUGGACGACCUCCCUCUCCAGGGACAACAGGAGCGUCCACCCAAAAAUGGAACACAGCAAUAUGGGCAGCAAUAUUGGCAGCGCUAUGGGAAGCGCUACGGGCAGCGCCAUGGGCAGCGGUCUGUCGAGUCACCCCUCCGGCGGACUGCGCAGCGGCCUCGCCAAGACCAACUCCCAUGUCAUUCACAAAAACAUCAACAUUUUGUUUAAGAAGUGGUACACCCAGCACGUGUACUUUAACAAGAGCGCGUGCAUCGCAGAAACCCCCUGCGAAUAUAUGAUUCUUUCCAAGAACGAAUACAUGGACAUGAUAAUUGAAUGCUACAGCAACAACAAGGUGGACGAAAUUAUUGAGGACAACUGA